AUGCCGCAUAACCAUGCUCAAUCUGCUUCCAGCGAGCCGCAGAAUGUCUCCCUCGAUGGCCCUGGGCCGGAACAGAUCACUCCAGCGCUCCUCCAAACCAGCCUGCGCCCUCAACAAGGUGCUCCAAUUCACUCGAGGGAAACAUCGGUGACAAGAGGAAGACCUCAACAAUCUAUCACAAACACAUAUGGCUCCAACUACGUGCCGUCGUCGCGGGCAGGGUCUGCGCAACCGCAGGGGACAGAAUCAGGGUUGGGCUUAAAGGGUGGCCAAGUUGUCGACACUGGCCUACAACGACGCACUUCGAACAAUUAUGGCCAUCAUCGCCAGACAUCUGUUAUUCAUGGGUUACAACAUUCUCGGAGCCCAAGCUUCAAUUCUCCCUCGGCUGCCAGCCCUCUUACUCCAGAGUCCCUGCUGAGCGCGCAGAACUAUGGAAGAUAUGCCAACCAAACCGCUCGCCGUGGUCAAUUUUCGACCACCGACGCCUCGUCAACCUUCACAAGUCCAGUAUCUCCGUUCCAAGGGCAUGCACAAGGCCAUUCGAUUGACUCCCUUAUAGAUGGGCCUUCAACUUUGCCUGAGACUGGCACGGCCCAACCGCGGCGACGGAAAGAGCAUUCUAAGACUAGGCGAGGCCAUGCAUAUCAAUCUUCGAGCGUCCACCAACAGGCGGAGCCGCGCACCCCUGGCGAAUAUGCCCUACAUCAUCUCUUCCAUGCUUUCGUGCUGCGGGCUGACCAGAGGAUCAACCACUGUUUGUCCCUGAUCGAUAGUUCGACUACGCCGGUUGAACAAGCAUGUGCGCCUGGGGUGGAUCCUGGGUUCGACCAGUUGAUAUCUUCGCUGGGCCAUAUUUCCCGCCAAGGGCCAAAACCGCUGGUGGAUAGUCUGAUGCUCUGGCGCAAGGGCAAGGGAGAUACUGCUGCAAAUCUGAAGAAACAAGUUUACCAGCAGCGACUGCAAGUUGGUGGGCCCAACUUAUCGCUGCCUGCCUCUCUACCACGCCGCCAUACGGAGCCGCUGAACACUCCAGGAGAGCCAGGCUUUCCUCAAGCCACGUGGGACAAUGUUUCUGCUGCAGAGGAUAACCUGACGCAGGAGUAUUUGCUUGCUGACCGGCGGGCAACAGUAUCUGUCUACAUACUGUGCCGAGUGUUGAUCGCAAUUUUUGAACAGAGCAACUUGGAGGCGAUAACCCCCGAUCUCGCCAACAAAUUGGAAGACAUAGUCUUCAGCCAGAUCCGAGAAGUGGAACCGGCCCAGAUUCUCACCUCGAGCAUCCGUCUGGCAAAUUGGAGGAUUUAUGGAGAGGUCUUGGGUCAUAUGAGUCGCCUGGAUUUCGUCAAUGUCACGUUUCGCUUCACUCAGCAGCUGGACAUCUGGCAGCAGGAGUUCAUUAAGAGCUCUGGGACCACUGCGGCCAGAGACAUUGAAUCUCGACUCGAGUUGCUUCUAUUGGGCAUGAGGCACCUGCACAUCGCUACGACACGCGAGUCAGCGUACCAGGUUGCCGAAUUCUUGAGGACUCUUGCUGCCUUGUUCUCAGAGGCGCACGGGCCUAGAGUCAAGCAAGCAUACUGCCAGCUGUUCCAGCGUUUGCUGACCGCCGUGGCGAGCCAACCUGAAUGCUUCCAGAGCGUUCCAAAAUGGAAGGACUUCAUCGAUGCCAUCAACUCGAGGCUGGGAAAUAUGCUGGUCAAAGUACGCCACUGGCAUAUCGGCUUUCCGGUAUCGAUUUUGCUCCUCUGUAUUUCUCCGAUAGACACCUUCUCGCAGCAAUGGUUUCCCAUGUUAGGCACCUUGGCUGCCAAGUUGAAGGAUAGAUCAACACGCGCCAUAGCACUGCAAGCCAUUUGUCAGCUUGUCUGGACGUAUCUGGCUCGUGUGACGGAGUCCUCCCAAGUCAGGCUUCGGCGACUGGAAGAAAUAAUCAAGAUUGCCAUUCCCCAGGGGAAGAAAACCCACGUUGUGUCGGAGCUGUCCGUCUCGGGACCACUGGUGCAGCUGAUCAGAAUCAUUGGCUUUGCUGCUCAAGACCUGUGUUUCCGAACGGUCAUUUUUCCACUGGUGCACUACGAUCUCUUCCAGUCCAGCCGGAAUUUGAAGAUCGAAAACAUGGAGCCUGAACGGAUGGUCAUUGGUAUUCGCGCCUUUCUUGCUAUUAUGGCAGAUCUGGAAAAGGGCAAUUCCAGCGGCCCCCCAUUCCCUGCAUUUGACAUCAACACACAGAAUCCUGAAGGACUACCAUCUUCACCUAUCAGUAUCAGAGCAAGCCUGGGCAUCGACUCACCGAUACGUACGACCUUUGAAGAAGACAGUCCCUCGUCUCUGCCUGUCAAUGCGUCUCAACUUGACGAGAGUGCGCGGCAGUACUACUUACAAUUCUGCCAGAUCCUGGGGAAGAUCACCAUCUUAUGCGACAACACAUUCGGCGGUCAAGCCACCCUGAACGAGAAGUUUUCUUCUUUAGGCUUGACACCGAAGACGCCGCUCGUGGAUGCUUUCAACCUGGCCCGCAAUCAAGACGGAACGGCGACUGACCAGAGAUACCUCUAUUAUGAACUCCUCCAUGUCGCAAUCCAAGCUCUUCCCCGAUGCUUCACCGAUCACAUUCCAUUGAGUCCGUUAAUCAACCUGUUGUGUACGGGAUCAGCCCAUGUGCAGCCAAACAUUGCAGCUUCAGCCACAAAGUCGCUGAAGGCAAUUGCCAGACAGGGGCAUGCUCAGGCUGUUGCCAUUGCGUUCCCGCGUUUCAUCUUCCAUUAUGACACCCAGUACUCUACCAUGUCAGACGAAGGGCGUCUGGGACCGGCCCACAUCGAAGCAACACUGACACUCUAUCUUGAUCUCCUCCAGAUUUGGACGGAACAGCUCAAGCAAAAGACUGUGGCAAACUCCACGGAGGCGAGAGAGCGCGGUGGCCCCAGUUCUGCCCGAGCUUUGCAAAUGGAGCUUACAAAUGUCAUCCCUCAAGUGGACGAGAUCGAAGCCUACGGCUUAUUCUUUCUUUGCUCUCAGUCUCGCCGAGUACGAUCCUAUGCCAUAAAGGUCCUCCGUCUUGUAACCCAAUUCGACAAUGUUCUAGGCAAGGAGGAGCCUUCACGAAUCAUCAAGCUGUUAGAAGAACAGUCUCACAAAAUCCUGGACUUGCAAGAAGAUUCCCUCAAUGUCGCUGAGAGGAGCCGCCUGCAGAAAGACAAGCGGGGCAAAUCCGGACAGAGCACUUUGAUCGAGAUCUGCAGUUCAGAGGUGUCGUACGACUCGACGCUCUGGUUCAAAGCAUUUCCCAACCUGAUUCGUGUGGUCUUUGAUGCAUGCCCAAACGCCAUUGCCCUAUGUAGAGGAACUGUGACUGACAGGCUGGUCCUGAUGCAACACGAUGUUGAGGGGUUCUCCGACAUUGGUUCUGGCAAUACAGCUGCCUUGGAACAUCGUAUACAAGGGCGCAGUUCUGCCACCUCUGCCGAGGUGUUUUUUGAACAGUGGAAGUUGUACCUGAUCAUGGCGUGUGUCACUCUAAGUUCGCCCGGUGCCCAGUCGCAAAGUCAAUUGGCGGACGCCGCCCAUGCUCGGAAGACAUCCAAAGGUAACACCCCGACAACAGAUAAACUCAGUUCCGCCCGCGCGUUGUUUUCUGCAAUCAUUCCUAUGCUGGGAGCAGCACCAGAUGCCAUUCGGGACGCAGUUGUGUCUGCUUUAGCCUCCAUCAACCGCAAACUCUAUCGGACUUUGCUCGAAUCUCUCCAGUAUGCGGUCAUCAAGUGUAACGAUGAAGCAAAGGCCAGAAUCAACCACCAGCGAACGCCCAGCAGCCCACAGCGGUCUCAGCAGACGGAACGGCUUCGGACAGAGGUGACGCAUGUCUAUAAGCUCACAGCUUCCUUUCUCAGACAUGAAGACAUCUAUACUGACGAAUGGAUCUUGACCAACCUCGUCACCUACACUCGUGACCUGCGUAUCUUCCUGAGCGACACCGACGUGCAAAACGAUUGGCGCUUUCAAAAGUUGAGGUACCACUUCUGCGGCCUGAUAGAAGAACUGUUCGAAGGCGUGAACAGAACCAAAAACCCUUCCCGGUGGAUGUCCUUUGAGUCACGAAAAUCGGCAUUCGCGCUAAUGGAGGACUGGUGCGGAUACAGCGCUGAACAAAACCUUUUCGAGCCUCACCAUGGCCAUGGCAGAGAUAUGGAGCGUUUGAAUGCCAGUGCUGCGACGGAGAAAGAGAAGAGCAACCUGCGAGUGGCUGCCUUGAGUGCGAUGGCUACCUUGUGCGCUGGCCCUGUCACUAUCAAGACCGACAGCAACGCGAUACUGUCGUUUAACCUACAACGGAUGCUCUCGUGGAUUGACACCAUCUUCGCCACCAACAACCACAAGAUGCACAUGAUCGGCCGACGCGCCCUCAAAUUGUUGCUGAUCAACAACCCCGAACACCUUAUUCUUGGGGAGCACGCGAUAGAGCAGUGCUACAGGACCGAUUCUCCCCUAGCGCUGGAGAGUUACUUCGGUGUCAUCUGUGAUGUCCUGAUUCAACAGCCAGAUUAUCCUCUCCCGUUCUGGAAGAUUCUCAGCAUCAUUGUCUUUAUCCUGGGGAAUGAAAACCGCGAAAUCAGGAUGAAGUCGGCCAAUUUGAUUCGCACGCUUGAUGAACGGCAGCACAAGAGUUCAAACUUGCAGGAAUUCGAUAUCAGCGUCUCCGACAAGACCAGGGCAGUCUACAAGCUGGCACAGUUCGAAUACUCCAAGCGUCUGGCUCAAGCAAACGCCGACGUUGCAUUCUUGAUUUUCUCCGAGUUUUCCCUGCAUUACAAGAACGCCCGAAAUGACCAUCAGCGUAAUAUGGUGGCUGCGAUAUUGCCUUGGUUGCAAACUCUCGAACUCCAGGUUGACCCUAUCACUGGCGGACCUACCCCCAUAUCCUACAUGAUUAUGGCCAACAUGUUUGAAAUCACCAUAUGCUCAAGUAGCGCCAUGCAUAACGAGGUGCAAGCCUUGUGGCAAGCCCUGGCGACAGGGCCGCAUGCAGGGAAUGUCCAACUGAUCUUGGAUUUCAUCAUCUACCUGUCGCUGUACCGACGUGACCAAAACUUUGUCGAAUACGCGAAGCAGAUUGUUGUGUACCUGUCCUCCACUCCUGCGGGCUCUCGAGUGCUGGAGUUCUUCAUGUUACAGUUGACUCCUAAGAACAUGGUCAACGACAAGAAGAAUGCCGAUGUCGCCGUUCCUGACACAAGACAGUUGCCUUAUGUUGCUGAUCUGGGCACUUUAUUGCCCAUGGGUAACAAACAAGUGGGCCUGUCAUUGGGUCAGGUGUCCUUGAUCUUCUUGGUGGACUUGAUGGUCACGCCAGUGACGCUUACCAGAGAAGAGACAACCAAGCUGGUGCACGCAGUACUUAUACUGUGGGACCAUUAUACAACCUCUGUACAGGAACAAGCACGGGAGAUGCUGGUUCAUCUCAUCCACGAGCUCGUGACGAACAAAAUUGAGGCCGACGUCCUGGGCCCCGUCAAGUCGCAGAUUGAAAGCCUUGUGGAAGCGGUGCGCGUAAACGAUGCCCGUGUAAGCUGGUCUUACGACAAAAACACAAGGAAGGAUGAGGAUGACGGUGGAAGCCGGGUCCCGCCAGCGAUGUCCGCGUUGACCGCCGAGAUCGUUGCUAUUUUCACCCUUGCCUUUGACAACUUCAGUGACGCUUGGGCUAAAGAGGCUCUACACUGGGCGUCUAUCUGCCCAGUGCGACAUUUAGCCUGUCGAUCUUUCCAGGUUUUCCGCUGCAUCUCCGUCAGUCUGGACGCUCGAAUGCUUGCUGAUAUGCUUGCCCGCCUAUCCAACACGAUUGCAGACGAGCACACCGACUAUCAGACCUUCUCCAUGGAAAUCUUGACCACACUCAAGGUUGUGAUUGGAGCGUUGGAACCCAAGAAUCUCAUGCGUUACCCUCAACUGUUCUGGACGACCUGCGCAUGCUUGAACACUAUUCACGAAAGAGAGUUCUACGAGACACUGGGCAUGCUAGAAAAGCUCAUUGAGAAGCUCGACCUAUCAGCACCUGACGUUACCGAAGCCAUCAUGAAAGGUCAACCCGCAAAUUGGGAAGGCGGUUUCGAAGGCGUCCAGCCGUUGCUCUACAAGGGUCUGAAGUCGGCCGAUAGCUUGGACAAAACCUUACUCAUCCUUGGAAAACUCACAGAGCUUCCGGAUUGUAAGCUGGUUGGCGAUGACGCCCGCCUGCUCUAUUGUGUAUUGGCCAACCUGCCCCGGUUCUUGAGAAGCUUCGAACUGGAUACUGGUGAUGCCAUGUCAAUUGGAUGCGCACAAAGAUUGGCUGAUCUGGCAGACCUCGAAGGCCACAGUAUGUUGUCCGCUUGUCUGCGUCGAUUUGCAGACAUGGGAUUUGCAACGAGUCAGGAGAUGCUCCGGAAUGUCGUCGAGGCCUUGAAGCUGGCUUAUUUCCCCAGCUACGAUGCACAAAGCUUGAUAUUCGUCAUGGGCCUAUUGACGAACAAAAUCCCAUGGUUCAGGGAGAAAUUGAUGGACAUGCUGUGCAUGUUGAUUCCUUUGGUGAACAUGAAAAGCCCAGCCAUUACCACACACGGACCAGACCUCAUUUCACCACUCCUGCGACUGCUGCAGACCGAGCAUUGCACUCAAGCUCUCGAGGUGCUGGAUUACAUCAUGGAAGUUGCAACAACGCCCAUGGAAAAGCACCAUAUGCGAAUGAGUAUGGCCUCAGGCCAGGCUAAGGCCAUCCGGAAAGAAUAUGAACGCACACAGAGCCUGUUCGGGAUACCGCUCGCUUCGGGUUGGUCGAUACCCAUGCCCGCAAUUUACUCAAGCAUGACAAGACGCAAUGUACAUGCCGUAUUCUAUACAUGUGGGGAGUCGGAUGCGAUCAAAAAUCAAGAGACAGCGACUCCUGAAGUUGAGUUCCAAGGGGAUGAUGGUUAUACCGAUUCGUAUCUCCCACCGCAGAGCAGAGCCGAGACUAUUCGUUCCAUGGAAGCUGCCGCAGACACCAACGUCAGUGACUUGGUGAAUACACUGGACAGUUUGGAUGAUUUCUUUGACGACCUGGAUGGAGACAAUGUUCUCACACCGACAGGUACCAACGAUCUCGGGCUGUCGCCCAUGGUGCUUCCUCCUCUUGCAGAGCAGAGCACCACCCUUUACGACGAACAGACUGCACCUAUUCUCCGCCAGAGUCUCGCGCGUGCCUCAUCGCUGGCCAAUAUGCAAGACGGGCUUUCUGAGACAGGAGCCUUGCAGGGCAUGAUCCCUCGGACUAUGCUGCCUGGUUUCACUUCGCCCAAUUCCAGCUCGACGGCACAAUCAUCUUUCUCGUCGAUCGAUGAGCUUGGCGGACCGGGGCCCUCAUUACCUAGCUCGACGAAAAACACGUUCGGGCAAUCUACACUGAGUCCGGUCAAUCACCAGAGACCUGGAUUGCAUGCCAGGUCUAUCACGUCGCCAGCAAACCAAUUUCCAGCGUCUCAGCCUAGCCUCAAUGCGUUCGCGCCCAUGCCUCAAGGAAGCUCCUUCAGGGCGCAUGACGAAUUUGCGGAUCAUUACGACGAGGCGGUGCUUUCGGACAGCGAAAACAGCCCAUUUCCCUCUUUGAACGUUGCCGCACCAGGUCAUAACAAGGUCAUGUCAGGUCCAGGACCAGAAUAUCAGAGCCAUGCAAACCCAAACACAGAGGGCGGAGGAGCUUUCAGCCUGCAAGGCAUGCGACGAGGAAUGCGUCGUCUUACUGGCGGCAAGAGUGAAAGCCAGAAAGAAAAAGAUAGGACCAAGGAUGCAUCAAGGCGACGCCAAUCUGGCGGGAACAAUCCGUUACCCGGCGCGAUCCUGAGCCCUAAAGUGCCCAAAGUACCGGUCGAGUAUCUCAACGCGAGCACCUUCAUUGGAGUCAGUCCAACGACUAGUCCAGGAUUGUGA
Molecule: messenger RNA, 7944 nt
Organism: Exophiala dermatitidis NIH/UT8656
Lineage: Eukaryota; Fungi; Ascomycota; Eurotiomycetes; Chaetothyriales; Herpotrichiellaceae
Exons: 2
Coding region: 1-7944 (2647 amino acids)
Biological process (GO): cell morphogenesis
Cellular component (GO): site of polarized growth; cell cortex
Source: RefSeq, a predicted model, not a curated record